This is a messenger RNA of Phaeodactylum tricornutum CCAP 1055/1, 1833 nucleotides long. RefSeq lists its product with no specific name. NCBI's taxonomy places the organism in Eukaryota, Bacillariophyta, Bacillariophyceae, Surirellales, Neidiaceae. The transcript has a single exon. Gene Ontology annotation, biological process: cellular response to calcium ion. The coding region runs from base 1 to 1833 and encodes 610 amino acids. Gene Ontology annotation, cellular component: plasma membrane. Gene Ontology annotation, molecular function: calcium-dependent phospholipid binding. The record is from RefSeq and is a predicted model, not a curated record.
AUGAAUUUACCGCCACGGGAAGCUUCUCGGGACCUUACAACAAGCCUUCGAAUUCGACUCUUCGCUGCGAACCUUCCGAAGCAAGGACGAGGAUUGUUGAACAAACAAAACCCAAGCGCGUACGCUGUGGUAACGUCGAUCUCGACGAGCGAUGGCUACAAAGUUCCCUCCACCGACGCAUCGUUUCAAAGGCAGGGUUCCUUUGAAGGUUACCGGUGGGGAGAUACUGAGAUUGUAAAUAGCAGGAACCCACAAUGGACAAGGACGAUUCCACUGGAGUACGAAUAUGGAUCCGAAUCCUAUUUUUAUGUCCAUGUCUUGCAAAGCAACUGUGACGGCCAGGCCGUGCAUGGCCACGGUUCGACGAAGAGUCUCGACAGCGAUGCUUUUUCUACUAGCUUUGGCACAGCACUGUUUGAAGUAAGCGAUGUCCUGGGGACUCGAAAUACAACAAAGGUGAAGCGAUUGCGCUCUGGUGGCUGUGUGUUCUGUAAAAUUGAGCCAGUUCAACAAGGUGAAGCGGGAAUGCGUGUGUGCUUGCAGGUUGAAGCCAGAGGUCUCGUAAUCUCGCACGGGAAUAGACGAGCUUGGACAAGCAAUUCUUUUUAUCGAAAACCGGACGCGUUAUUUGAAAUUGCUAAGCAACACGCGAGCAACAGCGAAGGAGCCUAUGUUACUGUUUAUCGUUCCACGCCAGCCGUCAACACACUUGAUCCAGUGUGGGAUGCAAUUGAUCUUGAUUGUGGAACAUUAUGCAACGGCAACAUCGACCAGCAUCUUCGUUUCUCUGUUCUGCUCCAGAAACAAAAGGGAAAUCGGGAGCUGAUCGGGCUGGCCGAAACAACACUUCGCCACUUGCUGCAACAAAACAGUUCUUACAUCGGUGACACCGAAUGUGCAAAUGGAGGCGACAAUGACCCAGUAGAGAAAUACAAGGAGCUGAUUCUGCAGCGCAACUCUUCAAAAUUAAAGCAAGUCGGGUGUCUGCGAAUUGGUGGGUACGAACUUAUUCCGGAGUCAACGAAUCGAUCUUUGUCCCUUCGCGAAGUGGGUUCUGUGGAAGGAACAGUUUUGGAAAUUGUGGACUUAGCAGAACUGUCACCUAUCGGGAUACCUUCGUCCGCCACAGGGUUUCAACACUACAUUGAAAGAGACUGCGAAAUCAAAUUCUGUGUCGCCAUUGAUUUCACGAGCUCAAAUGGAGACCCAAGGUUUGAAUCUAGUCUUCACUAUCAAAGCCCUCAAACUUUCAACGAUUACGAGGAAACUAUUUCUUCCAUUGGGCGGUCGCUUUCGGCGUAUAUUAGAACGGAGGAAUUUGCGGUAUGGGGUUUCGGGGCAAAAUUUGACGGCAAAAUAAGUCACUUGUUUCAGUGUGGGCCGGACCCGACUGUCAAAGGAGUGGAUGGUAUUUUAGAAGCGUACAAGAGCGUGAUUCAGGGAGGUCUUACAAUGAGCGGACCUACUGUCUUUUGUAAAGCACUUCAAGCAGCUGCAGUACGCGCCAAGAGAGACCAUGAAAUCAUGACUCCCCAGACAUUGUCUUACACUGUCCUCCUGGUGAUCACUGAUGGAAAUGGAGAUAGUUUAGACGAAACCCGCAGAAAGCUGCUCGUUUACAAUCAACUUCCGCUAUCAGUAAUUUUUGUGGGUGUCGGCCGUUCUGACUUCGGGCAAAUGUACAGUUUUCUCCAAGAAUCGACCCGUGAAAGCAUGAAUUGCAGUUUUGUGGAGUUCCGAAAACAUCAGUACAACCCAGCUGCGUUGGGUCGAGUUGCACUGUGUCAACUUCCUGACGAUCUCUGUGCAUACAUGCGGCGACGGGGUUUCUAA